GGAAAGGAAGAGAUUGUUUUCCCUACUUCAGUUCUUGAAAGUUUCGUUAAGAAGCUUAUUUUGACAAAUUUAUUUAUCGGAAUCUCAUUUAUAUUUGCCAUGCCACGAAAACGGAAUGCACUUCGACUCGAAAGGUUAUGUUUGACGAGGAUUUGUAAGUCUAUGGAGAAAUACUGGUACCGGCCGUUUGAGGAACAAUUUGGGAACACCAGCCGUCUUUUGCAUGUCAUUGGCCCUUUUGAUCAUAUUUCAAGCGAGCUUAUACAGAAAGUAAUUGAUGUUCUGGUGGAAAACAAGCUCUUUAACCCAAAAUAUCUGCAGCUGUUGUUUAGCAACCAUCUGAACCAACUAGAUCUGUCGAAGGCCAACACCAGCAUCAGGCAAAACAGCAUUGCCGAGACUAUAGGCAUCCGCUGCAAUAAUUUGACAAGACUAUGCCUGAAACACUGCUCUGGUUUGGCAAACAAGAGUCUCGUUACCAUGGUUACAUAUUUGAAGAAACUGCAACAUUUGAAUCUAGCGAGUACUAAAAGUGACAACCAGGUUUUAGCAGCUAUUGCCAAAAACUGCAAAGAUUUGUUGACACUAGAUGUGGCGUGUACACAGAUCCGAACUCUUCAGCCUCUGUUAUUGGAACCUAACCAACCAAUAGGAUCGCUUCCUUGUUCAAAGCUCCGAUGUGUGGACUUUUACCUGUUAAUGUUGCCUCAAGAACAUGUUGCUGAUUUUCUCAAAGAGAGAUCUCAUAUCCUUACAGAUUUUAUUUUUGACCAUAUGACAGAAACCAUUGACAAUUUAACACACAGCGAAACUGCCUGCUCAUUUAGUGACCUUGCCCUUCAAAAUGGCUCUGAAAAUGACUUACAAGAAAAACUGGAUACAUCUGGAGAAUUAAGUGUUCAAAGUUUGAAAAUUCGUACAUUGAACUGUGAUUUGUAUCAUUACAGCCCUGAAAAUGUACAAUGUCUUAAUGCAACUGUUUUGACGUGCCCCGACGUCACCACGGUAACGCUGACCAAUGUCAGCAAUGGCAGCCAUCUUCUUCCUUUGAAAAACUUGGCAAACCUCUCUAAACUUUCAAUCAAUCUUUGUGAAGACUGCCGUGACGACGGACUUCUUCAUUACGACACAGGAAUAAAGCCAGUUUUGGAGAAGCAGGGCAACAAAAUUAUUUCCCUUGAACUGCAUGGAUUUGCAGUUGUAGAUAAUCGGUCCGUAGGUGUCCUUUGCCCAAACAUCAAAAGGAUUGACCUCUUCCAAGCCAGACUUGCCCCCCUGGAUGAUUCUGUGAGUGAGGAUGGGCAAUUUUUUAGGAAACUGGAGGAAUUUAUUUACCAUCUGUCCGAAGAUGAGGAAGUGGAUCCAGAUGAAGAGGCCUCCCCUUUAUCAUUUGUUCUUGAAAAUGCCAGUGCUUUGAGGUGCUUGAAGCUCACAAAGUGUGCGGAACUUAACGAUUCCAUUAUUUCAAAAGCGAUUGAAGAACAUUCUUUCACAAACCUGGAAGUGUUACAACUGUCAGAAUGUAACUGUGUCACGUGUGAAGGUAUUGAAAGUCUACUUUUCACAGACAACGGCCUGAAGGAAAUGAAACUUGACAACUGCUGGGGGAUUCACAAUUCAGACUUUCAGAGCUGCAAGUCUUUCGUCAAGAAACAUAAUCUUGACGUGAACCUGGUUUGGGUUUGAUUUAAGGCCACACAAACUACUGUAUUUGUUGUAGUAAAUACCUUUUUCCAUGUAGCAGACCUGAUUUCUUGGUUGUGAAAAAAACAGGAACGUAUAACCUUUUGAUAAGGCGAUAACGUAAUCAUGGCAUCGUACCCAAUAUGGUUUGAUCGUCCAUUUUGUUAUUCAGUGUUGUUGAUUGUUAGAGUUCACACAAUUUUAAAUUUUCUGUUUCUUUUGAAUACCAUUAUCAUUUUAGAUUAAGGAUAAAAACAUGCCUAUAUUUUACUUAUGGUUUGUAAACGUUAUAUAUGAUUUCAAAUUAUUCCUACCAAUGAAUGAAAUGUAACAGGUUUUCAUCCAGAAAGCAAGCACUUCUCUAGGAUACUAGGAUACAUGUAUAUUUGAAAAUGUGAAGUUUGAAUAAAUAAGUUAUUGCCUAUCUGUGAUAUAUUUAUAAAAUAAAUAUCUCUUAAUCAUGUAUAUUAUAUUUUAUUUUUACUCUAGAUACCUGUACAUGCAUGCUAAAUUAUAUCUCUGACUAUUUUGACAGAAUAUAUUACAUAUCUGUCAGUCAGGAGUUACUGCCCUUUUUGGAAUUUGAACAUUACAAAUAUCCUGUUGUCAAAAAAUGUUGUCCCUCUGUUCCAUCUGAUUUCCUUAAAAUUUGGUAGAGUUAACCACCAUUAUAAAUGUAUUUGUAAAUAUAUAUGAGGCAUUUUGAUCAAAAUAUAUUUUACAGGGUUAUUGCCCGUUUUUGAAACAUAUUUAGUUCAUUUACCAACAGGAAGGACACAUGCAUUUUUUAUAUGGACCAAGAUGUGAAAACAGUCCUCACAUUUCACCUCUGAUCAAUAUUUUACAUAUGUGGAGGUGGAUGGUUGUCUCCCCUUUGUUUGAGUGCCUUAAAUAUUAUAUUAAUAAAUCUUUCUAAUGUUUAUUGUAAAUGUCUUUUAACAAUCACCAUUUCCUUUUUCUACCUGAUGUAAUUCCAAAUUUAUAAUAACAUUUUCAGUUUAUGUAACUAAAAUAUGUGUUAUUUCCACAGACCAAACAGCUAGAUUUUGGAUGUUGUAAUGUAGAAUUUUGUUUGAAUUCAAAUGUAGUCUAUUUUUUUAGGUGCCCUGUC
Molecule: messenger RNA, 2794 nt
Organism: Mizuhopecten yessoensis (Yesso scallop)
Lineage: Eukaryota; Metazoa; Mollusca; Bivalvia; Pectinida; Pectinidae
Exons: 4
Coding region: 100-1686 (528 amino acids)
Biological process (GO): SCF-dependent proteasomal ubiquitin-dependent protein catabolic process
Cellular component (GO): SCF ubiquitin ligase complex
Source: RefSeq, a predicted model, not a curated record